CGACAGGAGAGGGCGAGAUUUCAUCAAAAUCAGUCAACAGGUGAGACAGCGCGUACAAAAUCGGAGUGUGCUCGUGGGACGCCGCCUUUAUCCGGAGCAUGUCGCUCUCUCCCUCUAGUGAAACUAAUGGACCGCCUUCACGCGCCUCCAGCUCCAGAAACAGGGAGAGAUUGCUUCACACACGCACUUCAGCCUCCUCCGCGUUCGCGUGUGCGCGCUCCCGCUAAUUCUCCAACCCUGGGGGAUCGAAGAGGAAGACACUUGUGGCACAGAGUGAUGAAGAGCAGCUGCUUGUAUUCACCACACAGUGAAACCAUUCAGAUUUACUGAGCGCUGCACUCGGAUCUCCAAAGUUUCAAAGAGCCGACCGAUGUGGACAGAUGUGCUGAUCCCGAUCUGAAUGUUCUUCAGUCCAUCAUCAAGUAACAAUCUCUAUUGACAGACAAAAGAGAAGAGGAAGAUCACUGGAGGAGAAGAGAAAGACAGAAGGCUGUUAGAAAGCAAAGAUAGAGGAAGAAAAACAGAGAUAUGAUGGAUCCGUUACCUAUGGAUUCAGGAACAGUGGACGAGUUGGUGGACUUCUGCAUACAAUCCUUUGACAGUGAAGGCAAAAUAAAAGAUCCCUCCUUUGUGAAAAUGUUUCUGAUGAUGCAUCCUUGGUACAUAUCCUCCACCGAUCUGUCCAAGAAACUGCUGCUAAAGUCACAGGAAGGCAGCACUGAUGAGCUCAGAGCCCAAAUAUGCCACCUUGUAAAGUUCUGGAUUUCCGAAUAUCCAGUAGAGUUUGAUCUGAAUCCUGCUUUGGCUGACCAGAUUAAAGACCUGAGAGAGAACUUGAACACUGGCGGCAAUGAAACACAGAGUCAGCUUAUCGAUGUGGAGAGUGUGCCCUCGUAUAAAUGGAAACGUCAGGUUACCCAAAGAGUUCCAUCAGUGUCAAAAAAGAGAAAAAUGUCUCUUUUGUUUGAUCACCUGGACCCCUGUGAGCUCGCUGAACAUCUGACCUAUCUGGAGUACAAAUCCUUCUGCAAGAUAAUGUUUCAGGAUUACCACAGCUUUGUGAUGCACGGCUGUACGGUGGAUAACCCCAUCCUGGAGAGGUUUAUCACGCUCUUUAACAGCGUCUCGCAGUGGAUUCAGCUGAUGGUUCUGAGUAAACCCACCGCACCGCAGAGAGCGGCUGUGAUCGCACACUUCAUACGGGUCGCACAGAAACUGCUGCAGCUGCAGAAUUUCAACACACUGAUGGCGGUGGUCGGGGGUCUCAAUAACAGCUCCAUCUCUAGGCUGAAGGAGACACAGACACACAUCAGCAACGAAACCAAUAAGAUAUUUAACAGCUUGUUGGACCUGCUGACGUCUUGUGGAAACUACAGUCAGUACCGGCGCCGAUUCGCUGAGUGCACUGGUUUCCGAUUCCCAAUCCUGGCUGUAAACCUCAAGGACUUGAUAGCGGUUCAUGUCGCUCUUGUGGACUGGACAGACCCACAGAAGACCCGCGUCAACUUGAUUAAAACUCAGCAACUCUAUGCAAUCCUGCAGGAACUGGCUCUCGUGCAAAGCAAUCCUCCUAACAUCGAGGCCAACACAGACUUACUCAAUCUUCUUACAGUGUCACUGGAUCAGUAUCACACAGAAGAGGAGAUUUAUCAGCUCUCAUUACAGAGGGAACCCAGAGCGGCAAAACCAGCGAACUCAACCUCUUCCUCCAGUCCAGCUCCUAAACAACUCUCAAUGAUCGACGAGUGGGCAGCGUCGGUCAAGCCUAAAGCGGACCCUGCUAUCAUCAGCAAACAUAUCGAGAAGAUGGUGGAUUCUGUGUUCACGAAUUUCGACACGAACGGCGACGGAUUCAUCUCACGCGAAGAGUUUGAGUGUAUCAGGAAUAACUUCCCUUAUCUCAGCAAGUUUGGAGAACUUGAUAAAAAUCAGGAUGGAAAGAUCAGCAGAGAGGAGAUGAUUGAUUACUUUAUGAAGGCCAGCUCUUUGCUCAACUGUAAGAUGGGCUUCAUACACACCUUUAUUGAGACCACAUACGUGAAGCCCACUUUCUGUGAACACUGCACUGGCUUUAUAUGGGGCUUUUAUAAACAAGGAUACAAAUGCAAAGUCUGUGGUGUGAACUGUCAUAAAGCAUGUCAUGGACGCCUGACGAUCGAAUGCCGUAAAAGAACGAAGAGCAUCAGUCAUGAGACUCCACCGUCUCUGCAGUCCAGAUCCUACAGCUUCCCUCUGCCCAGCAAUGCCCCGUCUAACCUGCAGAACCAAGUCAUCACAGAAGAGGAUGUUGAAGCAGCUGAGCAGGGUGUAUUUGACUGUCAUCUCUAAACUGCAUGUCAACAAGGAGUCUUGUAUUGGGUCAUGUUUCUGAAGUUGAAGUCAAUUUUCAUCGAAG
Messenger RNA from Carassius auratus (goldfish), 2395 nucleotides. RefSeq names its product RAS guanyl-releasing protein 2-like. Gene Ontology annotation, cellular component: plasma membrane. NCBI's taxonomy places the organism in Eukaryota, Metazoa, Chordata, Actinopteri, Cypriniformes, Cyprinidae. Gene Ontology annotation, biological process: Ras protein signal transduction. Bases 529 to 2328 code for a protein of 599 amino acids. The record is from RefSeq and is a predicted model, not a curated record. Gene Ontology annotation, molecular function: calcium ion binding; guanyl-nucleotide exchange factor activity. The transcript is spliced from 17 exons.